Raphanus sativus (radish) is the source of this 2928-nucleotide messenger RNA. RefSeq names its product DDT domain-containing protein DDR4. Bases 317 to 2608 code for a protein of 763 amino acids. The transcript has 12 exons. The record is from RefSeq and is a predicted model, not a curated record. Gene Ontology annotation, biological process: regulation of DNA-templated transcription. Gene Ontology annotation, cellular component: RSF complex. NCBI's taxonomy places the organism in Eukaryota, Viridiplantae, Streptophyta, Magnoliopsida, Brassicales, Brassicaceae.
UUUCUCCUCGCCUCUAGUUUUUUUUUUCACUCGCUGAGUCGUUUUUCCUCACCAUUCACUUCAGAGAGAGAGAGAGAGAGAGACAUUGACACAAAAUUUACCAUCCUUUUAUUUUCCUCAAGAUUGUCUCCUUGUUCUUCUUCUUCUCUCCAACAUCCCCAAAACGACAACGUUUACAUCCAACAAACACCAGUCGACGCUCCCCUUCGUCCUCCCAUCGUACCGAUUUGGCUUUUAGAUUCCCUCUCACAAUCGAAUCUAAUCUAAAUUAACUGCCGCCUUCGAUUAAAUCAAAAACCCUAAUUUCGAUCUCCGGAUGGGUUCCACCUCCGAUGCCGUCCCUGACCCCGGCAACCACCGCUCUCCCGCCGGCGAUGCUUCGCCGGUCACCGAUACCAAAAUUCACGGGGAGGAGACCGCGUCGCUCAGGAGAACGAGGCCGUCGCGCGCCUGCACUGUUAGGGCGCAGCAGCGGCUUCAAGAGCAGCAGGCGGCUGAGAGAAAGUUCAGGCCGCCUAAGAAGGAGCAUCGACCAAAGGAGAAGGUGGAGGAAGAAGAAGACGAUGAAGAGGAGGAGGAGGAUGAUGUUGAUGAUGAUGCUCUGAGGCAAUGCGGCGGUGGAGGGAGUUCUGGUAAACUCGUUACUUCUCUUGUCCAGCCACCGGAGCCUUCGCAGAUGCCGCGGUGGAAUCUUAGGUCAAUGUGGGAACUUGCUUCCGUGCUCAACUUCUUGCAUGUUUUUAGGCCGCUUUUGAAGAUCAAUGCGGAGUUUUCGGCGGAGGAGUUUGAAACGGCUUUGCUGAAUCCUAACGAUACUUUAAGUGACAUUCAUAUUCCUCUCCUAAAGGCCAUUCCUCCUGUAACUCGAAUGGCUCUCACUCGUGAUACCUGGGUCACUGUCUUGUGCAGGAAAAUAAGAGAUUGCUGGCAUUGGGUCGCUGAAGGGGACCUUCCUAUUGUUGCCUCGCAAGGGCGGGAGACUGAAGUGUACAAAUCUCUUGAUCCAGCCAUUCGUGUGGUCAUUUUGAAAGCUUUAUGUGAUAUUCGUGUUGAGCAAGAUGAUAUCAGGAGCUACAUUGACAACUCUGUUAAAACUGGUGUUCAUCUGUCAACUUUUCGCAAAGGUCGCGUUGGGGGUGAUUCACAUGGAGUUAAUUUUUGGUAUGAGGAUGAUUCCUCAAUUGGUCACCGUUUAUAUCGGGAAAUAAGGAAGGCAGAGGUGGUUAAGGUCAAAACGAAGGGUUCCAAGAUUCCUCCUAACGUAACAUACCAAUGGGAAACUGUUGCAACAAAUUUCGAUGAAUUCCAAGAUGUUUCUGAAAAACUUAAUUCAAGUAGUAGUAGAGCUGAAAUUUCUCUGGGGAAGAAGUUAACGAGAGAUAUGCUUCCUGAGAUAGAAAAAGAACACAAGAGGAAAGAGAAACUGUUGAAAAAGCAACAUAGACAGGCUCUUCUCCUUGAUAACCAUUUGGUUGUUGACGGUGUUGGUGGUGGUCGUUCUCGCCGUGAUAGGAAGCCAGUUAGAUACACUUUUGAUGAUUAUGAUAGGUCGAUAAACGAAGCUAUCAAUAUAUCAACGAAGAAACAUCCAUCAGAAGAACCUUUUCUCCACAGAAGAGAAUCAGCUAGAUUGGACUCUCUUGUGAAUGGCAGAUCAACAAGUUCAAGCCACCCUGCUGAACCUGUGAACGAUACAGCAUCUGGUAGCUCUUCUGAUUUUGCUGAUGGUGAUGAGUUCGAUGAGCAGAGAGAUGAAUCCUUGGACAGAAGUAACAGGCGCAGACAACGGCCCCAGCGGUAUUCAGCAACGGACUUUGUUGAAACGGUUCCAGACAAUCAUGUAGAAUCUGAAAGCGAUGAUGACAUUGUUGGGGAAGCAGUUUAUGAUGAUGAAUAUCUGAGGAAGCGUAAACAGAAGAAGUUUUCUAGUGGUUCCGAGGGAGAGGAAGAGAAAGGAGAUGAAGAGUACAAAUGGGAUGAAGACAAUGCCGAGUACGAGGAAGAAGAAGAAGAAGAAGAGGAAGAGGAAGAUUCUCCAAGUGCUAGCGAAGAAGAUAGUGAUGAACCCCGAAGGGUUAGGAAAAUGCCAAGGAGAGGAACCAAGUUAAGAUCAAGGUCAAAUGGUUCCCGGCCAGGCCUGAGGCGUAGUAAAAGAGCCACAAGAAUCGAUUACCAACAAUAUGAGCUCUCGGAAUCAGACAAUGAAGCAGCAGCAGGAGCUGCAAAACGUAAGCGAUUGGUAGAGCCAGAUCCAGAUGAAGACUCUGAUGAAUCAGGGAAUGGGGAUUUCACGAUGGGAAGUGAGGACUCUGAAGAAAAUGCAGAUGACCCUGAAGAAAAUGCAAUUGCAGAUGACCCAGAAACAAAUUCUGCUGAAGAAGUAGAGGAGGAAGAAGAAGAGCCCAGAGAGGUCAAUGAUAAUGCCGGGACAGCAAAUGGUACAGAGAAUAAUAAUCAACUGAACAAGUCAAAUGGCACAGACCAAGAAGAAGUUGAGGGUGUAUUAGGCAAAAGGCAUUACCUUGACCUAAACGAGCUUGCUCCUGUGUCCGGUUUUGAUGAUGGUCCUAGUACAGUGUUGAAGGAUGACGAUAAGACAGACAAUUAAUAGACAAAGGCCUCUCUCCGGUUGUUUCUGGCAUAAACACCUUCCAGAGAAAAGUUAAAACGAUAAGAGAUACUUCAUUGGCUGUUCUGCAUUCAGUUAUAUCUGCCUUUCUGUUUUAAAGUUAAUUUCGGCUGAGGUAAGUGAAGUGGAGUAUGUUGGAGACUGGAGAGGCCUAAGAAGAGGUGUGUGUACUAGAUUAGGUUAGUCAUUUAUUUUUGGUUACCCUGAAAGAGAAACAAUGAAGAUGGUGAAACCAGAGAUUCCUAAGAACUGUUUAAUGUUAUGGAAUUAUUAUUAAUGUACAAUUAAUUUUGUCUUAA